Molecule: messenger RNA, 1926 nt
Organism: Aplysia californica (California sea hare)
Lineage: Eukaryota; Metazoa; Mollusca; Gastropoda; Aplysiida; Aplysiidae
Exons: 1
Coding region: 272-1354 (360 amino acids)
Biological process (GO): G protein-coupled receptor signaling pathway
Cellular component (GO): plasma membrane
Molecular function (GO): G protein-coupled peptide receptor activity
Source: RefSeq, a predicted model, not a curated record
GAACACCUUAACCUCUAGGCCAUGAGCAAGAUCUCCCCAGCCCGUCGUCCUGUACAUUGGUUUGUAUAAAGUUAAAGGAGAAGGUAGGUAGCAUUAUCUUCUUAUUUGAAUAUUAUCAAUGAAAUAAUACAUUCCUGGCAGAUUGAAGCAUUUAAUUCAUGAUUGUCUACAAACACGCAGUAAACGAUAGGUUAUAUCUUCUUUUCAGGUAUGAUUUAAAACCAUUCGUUUCUUUUCAGGUUCCAGUGAUAAUAUAAAAACCGACACCAUCAUGGAUAGAACGCGUGCAUUCAGACCCUCUGAGAUUUUCUUCACCAAUGAAAUGCGAGCGAUUUCUGAACUUGUCAUGGACUUUAUCUUCUCUUUCGUCAUUGCCAUUGUUGGAGUAAUCUCUAACAUGCUUGUCAUCGUUGUCUUCGCCAAACAAGGUUUCAGCGAGAGCGUAAAUAUCUCCAUGACAACCAUUGCUUUGUGGGACUUCGCCAAGUGUCUGGGCGGCGCGAUGCAAAGAAUGGCAGGCCCUAUAAAGCUCUUGUCCAAGGCAGACGCCGAGAGCUGGACCAACAUCUCAGUGGUUAUCUUCAAUUAUCUGAUCUGUUUCUCUAGCUACGUGACCAGUGCCUUGGCAGCGUACGUCGCCGUGGAAAGAUGUCUUUGUGUGAGCAUUCCCUUCAAGGUCAAGUGGCUUCUCACGCCCAAAGUUACUCUAAUCGUCUGCAUUGGGAUCUCUGUUGUCGUAUUUGGAUCAUUCGUUGUAAUUUACGGCAUAUACGACAUUUACUGGCUGUACAACCCAACGUAUAACACAACAACAGCCUUCUACAGGUACAACGACUUUUUCUACGAGCACAGAGGACCACUUUUUGAAUACUAUAACUUGUCGGGCAUCAUCUGGCCGACUGUUAGUUUUGUCGUAAUUGUCGUCUCCACUUCUAUCAUUGUAUCAAAACUGAGAGAAGGUUCAAAGUUCAGGGCCAGUAACGCUGACGUGGUAGGAAAAUCUGAUAGCGGUUCCCAACUGUCUUCUCGGGACAGGCAGGUGGUCAAGAUGCUUGUGGUCAUCAUCGGCGUCUACGUGUUCAACCUUUCACCAAGAAUAGCUUUGUACAUGGCCAAAUAUUUCAUUUAUGAAUUUUAUUUCCUGAGAGAGUAUCACAACCUCUUUGUGUUUGUAUGCUAUUUUCUUUGGGUUUUUGAUUUACUGAAUGGGGCGAUAAAUUUUUUCAUAUUCUACAAAAUGAGCACAUCGUUUCGGGACACUUUUUUACGCCUAAUCUGCCUUCGCAAACCUCAGGCAGACAGCAACAAACCUGUCAACAAACAGAGCGUUACCCACACGACCUCAGGAGUUUGAUCCAAGAGCUUCAUGAAAGCCAAGACUCCAACAAUUCGACCGUUCUGACCCCGCAUCUUGUACUGAGAACACAGGGUUGUGGAACCUUCUUUCCUCUUUUAUAAUUUCCGUUAGAACUCACAUUGACUCAAAUGGAAUUUAUAGGUAGCCGUAAACAAAGACAUCCCCAUCAUUAUAAUAUACCCGGUACACCCUAAUCUCACCCCCUUAUAUUUGUUAAUAUCUUUGCUUGUUAAAAGGCGGUUUUUAUAAUUUCACAAUACCCAUUUAAAAGGUUAAAUGCCACCCGUUUUGUUUACUCAUAAUUAUUUUUAAAAUCUGUCUCUCAGUCUACUCAGUGUGGGUCACGACUCACGAUCUGACCAUGAUUUCGUUUUGCCUCUUUCCCCAGCCACUCGUAAACCCAACUUGUAGAAAGGACCACACUCAGAAUCAUGCUCUCGCACAAGGACCUAUCAUUGCGCUAAUUUGGUAUGUUCUACCUUUUUCAGCUAACGGGCUGCUAGAGCGCCCACAGCUCGCUGUAACCCUGUGAAUAGAUUUUUUUUCUGAAUAAAUCUGCCGAAGUCACC